Aspergillus calidoustus is the source of this 384-nucleotide messenger RNA. NCBI's taxonomy places the organism in Eukaryota, Fungi, Ascomycota, Eurotiomycetes, Eurotiales, Aspergillaceae. The record is from the annotation of a GenBank genome assembly.
AUGUUCAUCGUCUACGCCUCUUCUGCGACGGAAGGCAUUGUCUCCCCGCGUGCUGGGACAGGCCACGUCCCGCCAGAGUAUAAUCCAGACGGCCGCGUCUCGCUUCUUCCAGGUUCUGGCAUCAGGAACGGGACCAUGACUACGAGGUUCCAAUACCAAACUUGUCUUCAGAGCCCCAACGCGAGCUCCUCUGCAAACAACAGCAGCUGGAUAUGGGCGUACAAGAACGGAAGCCCCAUGUGGUGUUUAUGGGGUAUGUGGUUGUUCAUAUCUGGACUUCGGCUGGUGGGGCAAGGCAACCAGAACUACAUGGUGGGCAAGAUGGAGGUGGACUUUCUGAGUUUGGCGGGUAAUGAGGAGCAAAAAAGAAAGGCUGAGGUGUGA